AUGGCGUUCAAGACAAUCAUAGGACUCUAUAUUUGUGUUAUAAUCUUUUGUGACACUACCAAGGGGGAUAACCAAUUGAUAAUUGGGCAAAUCGAAGGCUUAAGACGAGAGAUAACCAAUGCAUUUUUAGAAUUAGAAAUUCAAAUUCGCAGGGAAGAAUCGGAAAUACAACGAUUAAUGGACAAGUCGCCAGUGGCUACUGAAAUAAAGUGUGGUAAUGAAACUCUCAAUGGUGACGAUUCUGAUAUAUUUUCCACCAAAGUAUGGAAUUUAAAACAAAUCGCAAGUCGCUGUCAUGUUAGAGUUAAUAAAAUCAGGAAUAAAGUCAGAAAUGUGGAGAAUGUUUUUAAAUCCAAGCAUGAGAAGAAGACGUUGAUAUCAGAUCUAGAGAAAUUGGAGUCUGAUUACCGAGAGGUUGUUGAAGAUCUUGACAUCAAGAAGGAAGUAGUAUCGAAUUCUGAGCUGAAACUAUCAGAGAUCAGAGAUCAAUUGUUUUAUUUGACACACAUAGAUACUAGUACCAUGAGAUACCUUCAAACUCGGUCACCAUGGAGACCAAAUCUAGUUAAAUUGGAACACAGAAGGCUAAAGCUGCGCAUUUCCGGAUGUCCCAACUGGAUAGUAGAUUGUUCUAUAAAUGACAUCACCUCUUUAGACGACGACAGUUUUGUUGUGACGUAUACCAACCAGACGGCUCUCCGACGAUUCAAUUUGGACGGUCUGCUGCUUUCUGAAUUCAAGUUCCCGUGGAAUCUGGAAGGUGUAACCGCCAUAAAUGAAACCCAUGUGAUUGUUGGAGCUCCUGGUAAAAGAACUCUGAUCAUUCUAUCCGUGCCUGGAGGAUUCAAAGUUACUGGUCUGAUACUCUUAGAGGAACCAUGCGGAUCGGAUAUUGAUCAAACCCCGGCUGGAUUAUUUCUCGUCGGAUGUCGCAAUUCGUCAACGAUACGAGUGUACAAUCCAAAAUGGCAACUGCAAGAUGUUCUUCAACAAGAUGAUGGUAAACUUUUAGGUUUGCUGACCCGUAAUCAGUCUGAAGAAGCAAAAAAUCGACUCCUUCCCAAAAGCCCAAAAGGGUGCAGUUUGGGAUGA
Molecule: messenger RNA, 1092 nt
Organism: Lottia gigantea (owl limpet)
Lineage: Eukaryota; Metazoa; Mollusca; Gastropoda; Lottiidae
Exons: 3
Coding region: 1-1092 (363 amino acids)
Source: RefSeq, a predicted model, not a curated record